Molecule: messenger RNA, 1962 nt
Organism: Cladophialophora immunda
Lineage: Eukaryota; Fungi; Ascomycota; Eurotiomycetes; Chaetothyriales; Herpotrichiellaceae
Exons: 4
Coding region: 1-1962 (653 amino acids)
Biological process (GO): mitotic spindle organization; protein phosphorylation; regulation of cytokinesis
Cellular component (GO): chromosome passenger complex; spindle pole centrosome; spindle microtubule
Molecular function (GO): protein kinase activity; ATP binding
Source: RefSeq, a predicted model, not a curated record
AUGAGCACCAUUCAGAAUCUCAAGAACUUUAUACGUCAUGGGAAGCAAGCCCGCGUUGCCGACCCUCCCCGCGAUCAUCCCACUACGAAUGUCUCUCCCAUUCACGCCCAGCAACAGAAGUAUCAUCACGGCGUGAGCGACCCUAUAGGCAACCAUCACAGACAACCACAACAUCAUGUUCAACCUCAACCAGGUGAAUAUUCCGUCGCCGCCGGUGACAAUCGAAAUGUCGCCGCUCAGGCCGGAGCUGCCGCAGCUCACGCUGCGGGCAAGAACCAGAAGAUCCAAGCAGACAUCGAAGCUAUUGUUGCCGAGGAGAGGGAAAAGGCCAGCAAGAUGCCGCGAUACCCUGGUCUCGAGCGCUUCAUCCUCGUAGAAAAGAUGGGCGACGGCGCUUUCAGCAACGUCUACAAGGCCAGAGACACCCAGACCGGAGACGAGGUCGCCAUCAAGGUUGUCCGCAAGUUCGAAAUGAACUCGAAUCAGGGCGAUGCUCACCUUCAUCCGAACUUCAAAAAGCAACCAAAGGGCGUGGAGCGGGCCAAUAUUCUCAAAGAAGUCCAAAUUAUGCGCCAACUGGAUCAUCCCAAUAUUGUGAAGCUCAUUGAUUUUUCCGAGUCGCGGCAGUACUAUUAUAUUGUCCUCGAGCUGUGUCCGGGUGGCGAAUUGUUCCAUCAGAUUGUCCGCUUGACAUACUUCAGCGAAGAUCUAAGCCGUCACGUCAUUACUCAGGUCGCCAAUGCCUUGCUUUAUCUGCACGAAGAGACCGGUGUAGUUCAUCGGGACAUCAAACCGGAAAAUCUUCUGUUUUAUCCGAUACCGUUUGUUCCGACUCGGAACCCCAGACCCAGAGGCCCCGACGAUGAAGACAAGGCGGACGAGGGAGAAUUUAUUCCAGGCGUCGGUGCCGGUGGUAUCGGCCAAAUCAAGAUCGCCGAUUUUGGCCUUUCCAAAGUGAUCUGGGAUUCUCAAACCAUGACGCCCUGCGGUACAGUGGGUUACACCGCUCCUGAAAUUGUCAAGGAUGAACGCUACAGCAAGUCGGUCGAUAUGUGGGCUCUCGGCUGUGUGCUAUACACCCUUCUUUGCGGAUUUCCUCCAUUUUAUGACGAGUCGAUCCAAGUCCUGACGGAAAAGGUUGCUCGGGGUCAAUAUACCUUCCUAUCACCCUGGUGGGAUGACAUUUCGAAAUCGGCACAAGAUCUAGUCUCGCAUCUUUUGACCGUCAAUCCCGACCGGCGAUACACGAUCGAAGAAUUCCUGAAUCAUCCUUGGAUUCGCAACACAACUGAACCCACGUAUGCUGCAGCAGAUGCUCCACCUCUCGCCACACCUCUCCAUGUCCGCCAGAAAGAGAUAGCCCAGGCGGGCAACCUCCCUGCCGACUUCCUCACCACUCCUAACACCCCAGGCGCCAAGCGAGCAGAUUUCCGAUCGCCCGGAGCUGUCAACCUCCGUGAAGUAUUCGACGUGGGCUAUGCCGUCCACCGACAAGAAGAGGAAGCCAAGAGGAGAAAGAAUUUCAAGCAAGGUUACCGAGGGGCAGGUAUGCCUGGUGGAUUAAAUCCUCUGAAUGAAGACGAAGACGAUGAUGAUGAAGAUUACGAGGAAGAAGUGUCAAGCAAAGUACCUAAGAAUCAGCAACCCUCCGAUGUGUCAAGCAUGGAAGCAAAGAUGCGUCAAACCAACCUCGGGACCCAGCCCUCUGCUGCAGCCCAAGCGCGAGCGGCAGCAGCGCCCGCGAGAAGCCAACAUCAUAAUAGUCAGCAGGAGCAGAAAGGAUAUGGCCAACAUAGCGCAGCGGUAGCGGCCGCUGCCAAGCAAAGUGUUGGACGGCGAAAUAAGCAGCCGUUCGAGUUGAGCCUGGACAACUCAACACUACUGGGCAGGAGAAAUAAGAUGGUGGCAGCCAACAAUCCGAACGCGCCUUCUAAAUUGAGAGAGGAGCUGAGUGUGAGAUAA